Aphanomyces invadans is the source of this 1123-nucleotide messenger RNA. Its product is annotated as 3-hydroxyisobutyrate dehydrogenase. Lineage: Eukaryota; Oomycota; Saprolegniomycetes; Saprolegniales; Verrucalvaceae. Gene Ontology annotation, biological process: L-valine catabolic process. The record is from RefSeq and is a predicted model, not a curated record. The transcript is spliced from 3 exons. Gene Ontology annotation, molecular function: NADP binding; 3-hydroxyisobutyrate dehydrogenase activity; NAD binding. Bases 70 to 1038 code for a protein of 322 amino acids.
GGUGUCGCUUUCGUUUGAGGCUGAUAUCUUUGCCCCGCACAUUGCAUUUUGGAUUGCCAUUCCCCCGCGAUGUUUCGCUCAGCCUUGAAGCUCCAUGCAACUUCCACAGCGGCCUUGACCCGCUCGAUGAGUACCGCGGGACAGAAGAUUGGUUUCAUCGGUCUUGGCCAAAUGGGUGGCAACAUGGCCAUCAACCUCGCCAAGGCUGGCAACCACGUGGUCGUGUUCGAUGUCGUGCAAGCUAACAUCGAUGCUGUGAAGCCCCACGGCAAAGUGGAAGUCAUGUCUUCCCCGCGCGAUGUUGCCGCCAAUGCCACGACAGUCGUGACCAUGUUGCCAUCGACACCGCAUGUGGAACAAGUGUACCUCGGCAAGGAUGGGCUCGUCCAUGCGCUGACCAAGUCGCACUUCUUGAUCGACUCGAGCACGAUCGACCCUGGUUUCACCAAGUCCCUUGCUGGACGUUUGGCGGAAGAAAAGGGCGCCACCUUCGUAGACGCUCCAGUGUCUGGGGGGGUGAACGGUGCCAAGAACGCCACCUUGACCUUCAUGGUCGGUGGAUCGGAUGACGCUUUCGCCAAGGCCAACCCGGUGUUGAAGCAAAUGGGCAAGAACAUCGUGCACUGCGGUGAUGUGUCCACCGGCCAAGCUGCUAAGAUCUGCAACAACUUGGCGCUUGCCAUCGAAAUGGUUGGUGUUGCGGAAGCCAUGACGUUGGGUGACAAGCUCGGCAUCAACCCCAAGGUCUUGGCCGGGAUCCUGAACACAUCGAGCGCUCAGUGCUGGUCGUCGACGUUGUACAACCCGUACCCAGGCAUCUUAGAGAACGUGCCGGCCAGCAACGGGUACAAGGGAGGGUUUGCGUCCGUGUUGAUGCGUAAGGACUUGGGUUUGGCGCUAGACGCCGCCAAGUCGGCGGAAGCGUCGGUUCCCCUGACAUCGGCGGUCCACCAGCUGUACAACAUGAUCGUGAACCAAGGCGAUGGCCAGAAGGACUUCAGCUACAUUUUGAAGUUCUUGGAAGGCAAAAAGGAAUAGAGAGAUGCUCGUAUUUCCAAGCAGUUUUCAGUGACUCGGCGACACUUGCAAUUCGUAUGGUUGACCUGAGGUCACUAUUGCCCUG